Fomitopsis serialis is the source of this 650-nucleotide messenger RNA. RefSeq names its product cytidine deaminase-like protein. Gene Ontology annotation, molecular function: diaminohydroxyphosphoribosylaminopyrimidine deaminase activity. The coding region runs from base 58 to 597 and encodes 179 amino acids. The transcript has a single exon. Lineage: Eukaryota; Fungi; Basidiomycota; Agaricomycetes; Polyporales; Fomitopsidaceae. The record is from RefSeq and is a predicted model, not a curated record.
CCUUGAGCGGUCACCAUCUUCCAGUUGUACCCAAGUUCUACCAGCUGUUGUGCGACCAUGUCCAACACAUCCAAUACUGAUGUUCAUAUGUACUUCUUGGGCCUUGCCCUAGACGAGGCACGAAAGUGCAAACCAACUCCGACCGCCUUCUGCGUGGGCUGCGUCCUCACUGCGUCUCUUACCGACUCAAGCGAGCCAGUCAUCCUAGCGCGGGGCUACUCUCGAGAACUUCCAGGCAACACUCAUGCGGAAGCAAACGCGCUAACCAAGGCGCGCCGUCUAUCCAAGGAGGAGCUCAGGGAGUUGCUUCCUUCCACCCCGGAAGAUGUGACUAUCGAGCACGUUCUGAACCGUGCCGAUGUCUACACUACCAUGGAGCCAUGCUCCGUGCGCACCUCCGGUCUGGCACCUUGCGCGGAUGCUCUCAUAGCAGCCGGAAUACGCAGGUGCUUCAUCGGUGUUGGAGAGCCGGAUGACUUCGUGCAGUGCGAAGGUACAAGGAAACUAGAGGAUGCCGGGAUCGAGGUCGUUUGGACCAGGGGCUUAGAGCAAGAAUGCCUGGCGGUCGCGCGGACGGGACAUCGAUCGAACACAUGAUGGGUUAGAGUCUUGGAGAACAAAGUACGAAGGACACCUGGAUCUCGUGGAGG